This is a messenger RNA of Acomys russatus (golden spiny mouse), 288 nucleotides long. RefSeq names its product beta-defensin 14-like. The transcript is spliced from 2 exons. Gene Ontology annotation, biological process: defense response to bacterium; cell chemotaxis. Gene Ontology annotation, cellular component: extracellular region. Gene Ontology annotation, molecular function: CCR6 chemokine receptor binding; chemoattractant activity. Bases 50 to 256 code for a protein of 68 amino acids. The record is from RefSeq and is a predicted model, not a curated record. Lineage: Eukaryota; Metazoa; Chordata; Mammalia; Rodentia; Muridae.
AGAAGCACACCUUUUGGCCCAGUCUCAGCUUGUUGGGAAGCAGUCAACUAUGAGGCUCCAUUAUCUGCUGUUUGCAUUCUUCUUGUUGUUCUUGGUGCCUGCUCCGGGGGAUGGAUUCAUCCUAAAGGGCCUCCAAAAAUUCUUCUGCCGAGUAAGAGGUGGCCGAUGUGCUGUGCUUAACUGCCUUGCCAAGGAGGAGCAAAUAGGUCAAUGUUCUAACAAAGGUCGUAAAUGCUGCCGCCGAAAGAAGAAGUAGAACGCCCGGAAGAAAAUGAGAAUGUCGCCAUG